GUGGUGUUCUUGGUUCUAUUAUACCAUUGGCUCUUAAUUGGAAUUCAUCUGAAGGAUCUGUAAACGAUGGAACUUACAUUGGUUUCAUUAUUCUUAUGGGACUUGGUUCUUUAUUAGCAUUUGCUUUACUUCCACCUGAAAAGGUUAUACGCGAUGAUGGUCAACAUAUUAUUAUUCAAAAAUUUCCUAAAUGGGAAGAAGAACUUAUCGGUGUUGCAAAAAUAUUAAUUAAUUGGAAAAUGAUUGCGCUUUUUCCUAUGUUUAUUGCUAGUAAUUGGUUUUACGCAUAUCAGUUUAACGAUAUAAACGCAUUUUAUUUUAAUAUUCGUACAAGAGCAUUUAACUCUUUAUGGUAUUGGACCGCACAAAUUAUUGGUGCCGCUUUGUUUGGAAAAUUUCUUGAUUUUCCUAAAUUAGGAAGAAGGAAUCGUGGAAUUUUAGGACUCGCCAUAAUUGCAGUCAUAUUAACGGGAAUUUGGAUGGGUGGUCUCUUUUUUCAAUUAACUUAUAAACGAGAAGAUAAAGAUACUAUUGUUCAUAUGGAUCUAUAUGAUUCUGGAUAUUUGUCAAGGAUAGUACUUUAUAUUGCAUACGGUGGUGCUAUAUCUUGGAGAAUUGAUGCGGUUGGAACACCAUUUCUAGUACAACUUAUUAUUUGUUGGGCUUUGUUAGCAAUUUCAAUACCUUUCGCCUUCCCCGUAGUAUUUAAAAUAAAGGAGACUAACGUUGUUUCCAAUAGUGGGAAAGAGAAAUUUGACUCUGUUGCAGCAAAUAAAUCGGAAAUUACUGCUUAA
This is a messenger RNA of Scutellospora calospora, 794 nucleotides long. The record is from the annotation of a GenBank genome assembly. Lineage: Eukaryota; Fungi; Glomeromycota; Glomeromycetes; Diversisporales; Gigasporaceae.